AUUACAGUACAAAUAGUCUCGACCGCAGAGUCCCCCAGGCACUAUCCCCUCCUACCUCUCUCCCCUCGCCGGAGCAAGCGUACGUCCCUCGCCCUCCACACACUCUCUCGCGGUCACUGAGGGGAAACACAUAGCGCUUUGAGAGGGCCUUUCCAAGAGUGAGUGAGCGCGAAGGAGAGAGAAGAGGCAGGGGCGUCCUCACACGUGCUGUGGCGGGUUUCCUGGCCCCUCUGUACUUCUCGUGCCUCGACCUGGAGUAGUGCGGGAACUUCAGUAGACUAUUUUCGAUUGCCUUUUCGCCGACGGUGUGGAGUCUUAUGCGUAUAUUAUUUUCCGCGAGCGAGGACAGGGAUCCCCGCCUCCGAUAUUCCCCUCACUGGCUGGCGGCGGCGGCGGCCAUGACUUGACAGGACAGUGCCAGGCGAUGAAAUUUUCCUCUGAACGAAUGUUUUAGUGGUCGGCCAGCGCUGCCUUUGCAUUCUGCCUUGGUUCUUUUUGAAACGAACUGCCCUUUUUAUUAUUUUUGGUUGGGAUUAUUAUCAUUUGGGAAGAAGAGACAGUCUUAGUAGCAUGGAGACUCUGGUCAAGAUGGAGAAGCCCGGAUCUCCCGACAGCCAGACGCAGACGACAGCCUCCGUGACGCCCUUCUCCAUCACCGACAUCCUGACGCGCAUGGAGAACCGCUCCCCGACGGACCUGCACCGCUCCCCGCCCCCCGACCACCACCGCGCCGCCCUCGCCGACCUGCGCCACUCGCCGAGCCUGCAGGGCUUCCGGCCCGUGUCCGUGCUCAAGUACAACGCCUCCUCGCCCAUGGACCUCUCCAAGGACUCCGUCAUCCAUCCCGAAGUCAGCUCCUCCGUCGAGCCUUCGCCCGGAGGCGGGGGAGGGAGCGCGGCGUCCUCGCUGUCCCGCGGGGCGGCCGACGCGGACGACGCCAGGGACGGCAUCAUCUCCUCGCCCGAGGGCUUCAGCCGCCUCCUGCAGGGCGCCGGACCGGGGCGCAGGAGCAGGUCGACGUCGCCCUGCUCGGAGAUGAGCAUGGAGGAGGUCGACAUGGACAACAGCGACCGCGAGGACACCUCCCACUCGACCGACCUCUCCACCUCCGCCGGCCAGGAUGCUGCCUCCAGCGAAGACAAAGGCGAAGGCGGCGAAGGAGAGCGCGCCCCUCGGAAGAAGAGGUGUCGCGCCGCCUUCAGUCACGCCCAAGUGUUCGAGCUGGAGCGCCGUUUCGCCCACCAGCGCUACCUCUCCGGCCCCGAGCGCGCGGACUUGGCUCAGGCGCUCAAACUGACGGAACAGCAGGUCAAGAUCUGGUUCCAGAACCGCCGCUACAAGACCAAGAGGAAGCAGCUGUCAGCGUGUGAACCGCCCUCCUCCGGCCGCCGAGUUGCUGUCAAGGUGCUGAUGCGAGACGACCAGCUGCUUCUGGGGCCUGAGGAGGGCCUCCCCCGCCCCCCUCUCCUCCUCCCCUCGCUCAGCACCCUCAGCACCCUCAGCUCCCUCGGCUCCCUCGGCUCGCUGGGCUCCCUGGGCAUCCCCCCCUACUGCUACUACCCCUACCUAUGCCCCCCUCCUCACUCCGGCGGGGCGAAUCCGCGCGGCCUCCUCGCCCACGCCCGCGCCCGUGUCCAGCAGCUCGGCGGUGGGCGGCGGAUCGGCGAGCGGCGGCGGCGGCUUGGUGGGCCGCCCCGCCCCCCACACGCCCUCGCCCCCACGCCCGUGAGAGGCAGGGGGGAAGGAGGGUCGCACGCCCUUCGCUCCACGCCCGUGAGGAGAGAGGAUGCCCACCGCGCCCACGAGCUGAAGGAGAGACCGACGCCCGUGGUCCUUCGGCCUCGAGAGUCAGCGCCGCGAGUCGCCCUGACGCCAAACCUGUACAUAUUACGCGUGACUUCGGGAGAGACGAAAUGCCACGUUGCAUGGCACGCACGCCUCACCGAGAACGACCUCAAAGUAGCAGCCACGGAGGAGGAGCAAAGCAUUUCCAAGAGUAUAACUUAUGGCUAA
Molecule: messenger RNA, 2013 nt
Organism: Penaeus indicus
Lineage: Eukaryota; Metazoa; Arthropoda; Malacostraca; Decapoda; Penaeidae
Product: homeobox protein Nkx-3.2-like
Exons: 6
Coding region: 571-2013 (480 amino acids)
Biological process (GO): regulation of transcription by RNA polymerase II; cell differentiation
Cellular component (GO): nucleus
Molecular function (GO): RNA polymerase II cis-regulatory region sequence-specific DNA binding; DNA-binding transcription factor activity, RNA polymerase II-specific
Source: RefSeq, a predicted model, not a curated record